Messenger RNA from Saxophila tyrrhenica, 486 nucleotides. RefSeq lists its product as uncharacterized. The record is from RefSeq and is a predicted model, not a curated record. Bases 1 to 486 code for a protein of 161 amino acids. The transcript is spliced from 4 exons. NCBI's taxonomy places the organism in Eukaryota, Fungi, Ascomycota, Dothideomycetes, Mycosphaerellales, Extremaceae.
AUGGCCACCGCGGACAACGUCGAGCACUUCUUCUCCCAGUACACCGACGCGUUUGCGCGAAAACUCUUCACCCCAGAUGUUGUGGAUUACACCGAUAGCGUGCAGUUCCUCAUGAACAACGGGACGCGGGCUUGUCCGAAGCCGCUGGGAUCCCAGACCUUCCCGAACCGGACGAGUCUCAUCGAGUCCCAGGGCGCGAUGGGGUCCCUGCCAUGGAAGAACGAGAAUGUCUUCUGGGAUUGCAAGAACGUGUUUAUCCGCUGGGUGUCGAACCAGCACCCCUUGCGCGUGCAGGGCAUUGCGAUCUUCCACACCGUCGCCUACCCUAACGCGACGCGCGAGAUUCCUUAUAAGAUCGAUCAUGUGCUUUCUGAAUUCAACAGCGGCGCAUGGCUCGUGAACCUGGGUAACUACCAAGGCGUUGGUUUCGCUCCUGGCUGCGAGGGUGUCCUUGUACCGAUUGGUCACCAGUCUUUGACGGCGUAA